Messenger RNA from Cynara cardunculus var. scolymus (artichoke), 565 nucleotides. RefSeq lists its product as uncharacterized. Bases 1 to 429 code for a protein of 142 amino acids. The transcript is spliced from 5 exons. NCBI's taxonomy places the organism in Eukaryota, Viridiplantae, Streptophyta, Magnoliopsida, Asterales, Asteraceae. The record is from RefSeq and is a predicted model, not a curated record.
AUGCAGACAAUUGAAUCGCCUUUUCAUCUCUUUCAACACGUUUCGCAUAAAUUCCUCUCCUCUCAGCUAAACCUCCGUGUCCGUGUGGUCGAUGAAAUAUCUCCUUACAAACAUCCAACACCAGAAUCUAGUUCUUCUCAUCCACAAGAUUUAAUAAAAUAUAGUACCUCUUCUUUUGAUGGAUCACAAGGAACUAGGAUUCUGUUCAAAUCUUGGAAGCACUUGAAAACUGAUCUUUGUUGUUUCUUCAAUUUGAAUUGGAUAACACAUUUUCCAUAUCUUCUUCAAUGGUUAAGCAACAGUGACAACAAUCUUAAGGUUCCUCGAUUCAUCUAUUGCUGGCUGCCAUUCAAGAAGGAGCAACCGAAUGGAAUGAAAAUUGGGAUAAAUUUGAAGACGAAGUUGCUAGCAUUCUUUGGUUCGGCUUGAGGAUUGCAAUGGCCUUUGGCCAGAUUGCAAUAUUCCUGAAACAUGGUCUGGAUGGAGAUCCUUUGGAGUUAUGAAGCUGUUCUAUGCCUUUUCAACGAUUUCAAAGCUCUUCGAGUAUGUUUUUGAAAAAUGCAAU